AUGUCUGUUGCUAAUCCUGAGGAUUUCCACCACGAAGACCUUUCAGAGUCUGAUUCAUUUCGAAUUUUGAUCCUCCACCCAGGCAAACACAAAUCUCCAAUCCGAUGUGAUCUCAUUCAUACAACAUUACAUGAAUGUGGUUCGGAUAUUUACGAUAAUUACACGGCUCUGUCCUAUGUUUGGGGCAAUGCCAGUGAUACGACAAAGAUUUGGAUCAACGGGUUUCGUUUUGCGGUCACUGUAAAUCUUGCGAUGGCGUUGAAUGAUUUGCGCGAAACCAAGCGGCCACUGCGAUUAUGGGCCGAUGCUGUCUGCAUUAAUCAAACGAACAUUUCCGAACGCAGUCAACAGGUCAGCUUGAUGAAGGGAAUAUAUAGUGGUUCUCAAAACACCGUGAUAUACUUGGGGCCUCGAACUGAUCUAUCAGCUCGUUUAUUUGAGCUCAUGCAACCACGAAAACAAGAGAACUCUAAUUUAGAGGAAACCGCUCUUCAUGCAGCUCAAGAUAUAUUAUCACGCCCAUGGUUUACUAGAGUUUGGGUAUAUCAAGAACUGGUUCUAUCCAACAGAGUUUUUGUGCAAGUUGGCCAAAUGCGAGUACCUUGGGAUUCUCUUUGCGAAGUUCUGUUGCGUCAUCGAGGAGACUCAAUACCGAAGGAAAUGCCAAAAAAGGGAUUUUACUCAAGAAAGAAAUUGACUUUCUCCUUUGGAGAUGAAAUGAUGUUCCCAAAAAGUAAAUCGUUUUUCUCAGAAAAGAAAUCGAUUCUUCCACUCAAGUCAAGUCUUCGUACUGGUUUUCCAUACCAAGUACAAAGUGAUGUGAAUACACAAAGGUAUCAACUACUGUGGAACAUGAAUCAAUCACGAUUGAAAUACCAUCAAAGCUUAUGGGAUGGAGACCCCCCGGCCCCUCUUCUGGAUAUUCUAGAGUCUCGGAGAGGCUCAAAAGCUUCCGAUUUGAGAGAUAUAAUAUACGGUCAUUUGGCUGUGGCGGACAUUUAUUCUCCCUCACGCACACUGCCAAUGCAAACCGGUUCGCCUGUACUUUGCACAUGGAACCGAACACAAUACGUUCCAGUCGUUGAUUAUACCAAAAGUGCAGAUGAGGUAUUCACAGAAGCGGCUCGCUUUAUUGCUUGCUCUACGGAUCCUGGCGGACUAAGAGAAGUUCUAUAUUAUUCCGCCACCAAGGCCUCGCAUACCAAAAGAAGCAGUCUCCCAUCUUGGGUGCCAGACUGGACGCUAGAUAAGGAUAGUCUCCAGGAUCCUUGCUGGCCAUUUGCUUAUGAAAGCUCGGCAGAUGAUACAUAUUAUGGCUACCUACCCGUAUAUCCACACGUCUUAUCAUUCUACUAUUUCGAAUGUAUGUACAAGCAGGAAGUUGUUGAACGAACCAGUCAAUUGAAUUUAGUAGUGAAUGAUGUGGGAGACGAAAGUCUCAGACAAGCACUCCAAAACUCUUUUUGUAUACGUUACUCGCUUCGGGACUGCCCGGAGGCAUUUUAUACAGAGAAAUUCGCCAAUAUCUAUCGAACGAUGUGUUCUCUCUGGGAAGGCCUUAUGGCAGCAAACAUGAUGACCGAACCAUUCAACAUUCAUUAUUUUCUGGAUCAAUGCGGUCGCCAGUUGGGAGAAGAUGCUGAUUUCGACUAUGACAGAAUAGUAUCUUCGGAUUUCUUCGCGAACGUACUUUCUAUGUCCAUAAAAUAUGGAAUAAUCGCCAAGGAUCUAUUUGGUAAAAUGAACUUCGCCCGAUUUCGCUCAGGACGCAUAGGCGUCGUACCUCUUGCAACUAAACAGGGCGAUGUAAUGCUAGAUUUCACAGUAUUGGGAGCACCAAAAGGUCAUGAAGGCUUAGUUCUUCGGCCAAAAGAGGGUUACAAAAAUGCAAAUUAUGAUUGGAAUAUUCGCGCAGCAAUUGAAGGUGCACCCAAUAGGGUCGUUCCUAUAUUGCAUUGUACGUUUGUUGGUGAAGGGUGGGUCGAGAAUUCUAUAUGGUCGAGCCCUCUGAAUCUGAGUCCUGCGAGCAAGAAUUUGUCUAACACAAGCAAAACUUCAAUCAUUGCUAUUCAUUGA
This is a messenger RNA of Sclerotinia borealis F-4128, 2076 nucleotides long. NCBI's taxonomy places the organism in Eukaryota, Fungi, Ascomycota, Leotiomycetes, Helotiales, Sclerotiniaceae. The record is from the annotation of a GenBank genome assembly.